Seriola aureovittata is the source of this 1326-nucleotide messenger RNA. It is a transcript of the gene znf830, whose product is annotated as zinc finger protein 830. NCBI's taxonomy places the organism in Eukaryota, Metazoa, Chordata, Actinopteri, Carangiformes, Carangidae. Gene Ontology annotation, biological process: nuclear DNA replication; mitotic DNA replication checkpoint signaling; mitotic DNA damage checkpoint signaling. Gene Ontology annotation, molecular function: zinc ion binding; nucleic acid binding. The transcript has a single exon. The record is from RefSeq and is a predicted model, not a curated record. Gene Ontology annotation, cellular component: spliceosomal complex; nucleus. The coding region runs from base 87 to 1127 and encodes 346 amino acids.
CAGUAGGUGUCAUCUUUGUGAGACAACGCUUUUAGAUCGCGAGUAGAGCGAGCAGCUAGCUAGCGCACAAGUUGUUUUGAAAAAAAAUGGCAGCUUCGAAGAAGGGGAAGAAAGUUGUAAAUCAAGAAGAACUGCGGCGCUUGAUGAGAGAAAAACAAAGACAAACGACAGACAAGAAGCGCGUUGAGUCUCCUUUUGCCAAAUACAACAGUCUUGGGCACCUCAGCUGUGUGCUGUGCAGUGUGCAGGUGAAGUCCGAGCUGCUGUGGCCGGCUCAUGUCCUCGGAAAACAGCACAAAGAGAAGAUUGCCGAGCUGAAGGAAGCAAAGAGUCAGCCACCGACUCCCCAGAACCAACCAGUGAAGAGGAAAGCAUCGGACAGCGAGGACAUUAACGGGAAAAAGGCGAAACCAGCGCCGGUUGCAGGCCAGUCUGCGUCGUCAGGGCUACCAGGAGACUUCUUUCAGAAACCCAAAGAAAAGGAAACUGUUUCUGCUCAGAAGUCUGCAGGUUUGAGUCUCUUGGCUGGAGUCUAUGAUGAGGAUGAUGAUGAUGAAGCAGAUGCUGAAGAGUCGGGUCAGACGGUAACACCAAACCCUCUUCCUCAGAAGGCUGAAGCUGCAGUGCUACCAUCUGAUUUUUUUGACAGCUCCAUCCCAUCCACACCUGCCAUCUCCCACUCUGGCUCCAUCCUCAAAGCAGACUUGCAGGAGAAAAGCACAGAAAAGAAAGAAAAUACAGCUGAGGCGCUGCCGGAGGGCUUCUUCGACGAUCCUAUAAGAGAUGCCAAAGUGCGCAACGUUGAUGCACCAAAAGAUCAAAUGGACAAAGAGUGGGAAGAGUUUCAGAAGGAGAUACGACAGGUGAACACAAAAUCAGAGGCCAUCGUAGCCGAGGACGACGAAGAGGGUCGCCUUGAACGUCAGAUCGACGAAAUCGAUGAACAAAUUGAGUGUUAUAAGAGGGUUGAGCUGCUGAGAGACAAGCGCGAUGUGGUGAAAAACCAGCCUAUGUCCAGGAAGGAGGAACUAAUGGAGAUUGAUGGCAGCAUUGAGGAGGAAGAGGAUGAAGAGGAGCUGCUGGGGCUUUUGUCCCGGGACUGGAGGGCUAAAGGGGCACUGGCAUAAAUUUCUGUAAAAAAUCAUUUUGUCCAGAAUGUUGUUAAAGCACAUAAGAGAGGUAUUUUUUGUACAAGUGUGUCAGAAAUGUGUAAAUAUGUUUGUUCAAAGAUCCCCAUCGCUUCUUUUUGUAUAUUACAGACUGGGUUAAAUGUGAUGAAGUGAUGUGCAACAUUCUAGUAAAACAUGAGCUACCACCACAAGACAA